Entrophospora sp. SA101 is the source of this 726-nucleotide messenger RNA. The record is from the annotation of a GenBank genome assembly. Lineage: Eukaryota; Fungi; Glomeromycota; Glomeromycetes; Entrophosporales; Entrophosporaceae.
AUGUUUUCUGAUACCAAAAAUUUCAAAUUUGCAGAGAUUCCGGAUUUAUCUGGCAAAAUUGCGGUGGUAACAGGCGGAAAUUCUGGUAUUGGAUACGUUACUUGCAGAGAACUGGCAAGAAAAAAUGCACAUGUAUUUAUUCUAGCUCGUAAUAUCGAAAGGGGCACAGCAGCCGUUGAAAAGAUCAAACAAGAAAUAGAAAAUCAAAACGUAGAAUUUUUACAAUUGGAUCUACAAAGUUUAAAAUCUGUUAAAGAAUGUGCCGAAUCUUUUUUGGCUCGGAAAUUACCAUUACAUAUUUUGGUCAAUAAUGCUGGUAUAGCGGCAACAAAAUUUUCUUUAACUGUUGAUGGAAUUCAAGAUCAAUUCGGAAUUAAUCACGUCGGGCAUUUUUAUCUUACAAAAUUACUUUUACCAAUACUUGAAGCAUCAGCUCCGUCAAGGAUAGUUAACGUUAGAAAUGUAAAUACUGAACUUAUUGGAAAAAUUACAAAUAAAUGGACAGCUCCACUCUGGGGGCUUGCAAAAUGUAUAUUUUUGAUUACACCUGAUGAUGGAGCAUUGACCACAUUAUAUUGUGCAACAAGUCCAGAGAUUGAAAAUAAGAAUCUGCGUGGAAAGUAUUUUAUUCCAUUUGGUGUAGAAUCUCCAACAAACAAACAUGGUAAAGAUGAAGAAUUGGCAAAAAAACUAUGGCAAUUUACUGAUGAUUUAAAAAAAAAUUAA